UAAAAAUUUAGAAAUAAAGUGUUUGAUUUAAACUUUAAUUGUGAAUGACAUUAAUUAAAAGGGAAUGAGAAAGACUGAACUUGAAAACUUAAAAAUUUGGAAAUAAAGUGUUUGAUUGAAACUUUAAUUGUGAACGACAUUAAUUAAAAGGGAAAAAGAAAGACUGAAAGCAUUAAUUAAAAAGAUAAGGUAAGGAUGAGCUGCUGCUCAGCAUCGAACCAAGGGCCUCCAAUUAUCAGUGAACAAGAAGUCUACCGCUGCACUAAGUCAAUUUUCUUGAUGUUAACUUGCACUUUUUAAUAUUUAUAUAAACAUUUUUAGUUUAUACGUAAUAUCCCGUUCCAUAUAUACGAGACUUUCGAGAUUCUCGGGGGCCCAAAGCCUGCUGUAGCUCCGCCCCUGGUAGGGUUCACGAACUUGUUAGUGUCCUAAAGGAGAAGGAAAUUGGCGUGAUAGCUCACUUCUAUAUGGACCCUGAAGUUCAAGGUGACCUUAAUGCUGCACAGAAGAAUUGGCCUCACAUCCAUAUCUCCGAGUCUCUGGUUAUGGCGGAUAGUGCUGUGAAGAUGGCUGAAGCUGGAUGCAAAAUUCAUAACCUUUCUUGGUGUGGAUUUCAUGUCCGAAAAUGUCCGGGCUAUCCUUAAUCAGGAUGGAUUCCCAGAGGUAUAUAACUUAUGUUGCUUGUGUGCGUUACACUGUGUGUUAGUGUCGUGUAGGCAAUUCAUAGUUAUUUCUCAUUCCAUGAUCUUUUUUUUGCUUAUGCCAAUUGUUGCAAUGCAUGUUGGUGUAUACAGAAUGUUUGAAUAGCGUCUUGGAUGUUUGUUGGCAGAUGCUGCAUCUAUCCAUGCUUACAUGAAUGAUAUGCAUGACAGUGGCGGAACCAAGGCAAGGGAGGGUGUGUCGUCCUACACGCCCGAGAAUUUUGUGAACGACCUACAUAUUUUCGGUACAAAAAUUUUAAGUUUUGGACUUCCGACAACCCUUCGAUAAUUAUAGCCGACACACCUUCAUUAGAUUGGAAAUUUUUUAUUAUUUAAAUGAAUCAUUGUGUCGAUAAUUAUAGCCGACACACGAUUUGAUACCUAUAUUUUUUAUAUUUUAGUACCUAAAAUUUAUAUUUUUAUACGAAAAAUAUCAUUGGAAAAUUACAUUUUGGUACCUAAAAAUUUUCAUUAUGACAUUUUAGUACCAAAACUUUUCAAAUUUAACAUUUUGGUCCAAGCCUUGGAUGUCAUUUGGAUUCAUGGAUCAAUCCACCAAUCCAUUCGAUCCAAUCCAUGAAUCCACCAAUCCAUUCGAUCCAAUCCAUUUUGAUCCAUGGAUCCACCAAUCCAAUCCACGAAUCCGAUCCAAUUGCCACCUCUAUCUAGGAUGGAUCAUGCAUUGUCCACCAUCUAUUAGGACAUGAAGUUGAACAAAAGAUCAAUGACAUGUAUGGUGAUGCUUUCUGGACUGCUCAUAUCGAGGUUCCUGGAGAAAUGUUUUCUUUAGCGAUGGAAGCAAAGAGAAGAGGCACGGGGGUAGUGGGUUCUAUGCAGAAUGUACUAGACCUCAUAAAGCAAAGAGUUGAAGAGUCUCUUGACAUAAAUGUGAGCGAUCACCUCCAAUUCGUUAGUAGAGGUGGCAAUUUCAAUCCAAUCCACCAAUCCAAUCUAUCAAUUCAUUAAAAAUAUCUACCUAAUCCAAUCCAUUUAAAUCCAAUCCAUUUUAUCCAAAUCCAAUUGGAUUGGUGGAUUCAUGGAUUGGAUCCAUGGAUCAUUGGCAAAUUGCGGUUUAGUACCUAUAAUUUUUAUUUUUUACAUUUUGGUACCUAAAAUUUAAUUUUUCAUACGAAAAAUAUCAUUGAAAAAUUACUUUUUGGUACCUAAAUUUUUUCAUUAUGACAUUUUAGUACCUAAACUUUUUACAUUUUACAUAUUGGUCCUUGGUUGAGGAUAUCAUUUGGAUUCAUAGAUAAUCCACCAAUCCACUUGAUCCAAUCCAUGAAUCCACCAAUCCAUUAGAUCCAUGGAUCCAUCAAUCCAAUCCACCAAUCCACCAAUCCAAUCCAUUUGCCACCUCUACGUGUUAGGCACGAAGUCAGGAAUGGUCACCGCUAUUGUUACUGCAGUCAGGCAGUUACUGGGAUCCUCCACAGUAUCUUUUGGGAGAGCAAAGGUCAAAGUUGAGAUUGUCUUCCUAGUCUCGGCUAACUCAAUAACACAAACAUCAACUGGGACACCCCCCAAGACUAGAAUCGGUACAACUGGGGGGUGUCAUUUUUUGUAUCGGAAUUAAAAGGUAAACGGGAGGCAUUUCUAUUCGGCGAAGCAAAAGUAUAUUGAACGUCUGACCCGUCAUCUCUUAUGUUGUUCAAGUGGUUAGUAUCAUAUAAUUGGCGAAAACAAGGUCUGACCUCAAAAAGGUUACAAACAUUUAAUUUGUAACGACCCGGUAACAAACCUUUGCACUUAAUACAAAACCGUCACAAGUUAAACAAAAUUGAGCAUUUCAUACAAUUUCAAACUUUUGUUACCGUAUCGUUACAAAUUAAAGAUUUGUGACCAUUUUAUACUAAGUAAAAAAAAAAAAAAAAGUUUGUGACCACUCAAUUUUCUCAGUUUUACUUAUAGUAAUGAAAUGAAUGACUGUUAUAUAAAACUCAACAAAGCCAUCAGUUUUGCUUCAAGUUUCUGUAUCAGUGGUCAAUCACCCCUUUGUGUCAAAACUGCAUUUAGAGAAAGGGAAGAUACAGUUCUUCAGCAAUCAUGGGAGAUGCACUUCGUCAUGCCUAGGAAAGGGAAGAUGCAGUUCAUCUCGUAUACUGAGGUCGUAAAUCUCACCACCGCUACCCUUUUUUCUUUUUGUCCUGUAGAUAAGUGGUGACGUUGCGAUUAUGAUUGAAGCUCGGCAUUGUUUGUCCUUCUCUCAAUACGGCAGUUAGUUUCUAUAUAUAUAAACGAGCAGAGGGAAUGCACUGGAGACUGAAUCAGUGAUCAAAUGAGCAAAAUCCCACAGAGACCAGAAAAAAUGUACGGCCUGCAAGAUUUCUUCUCCCACCCUGAUCUGCAAUUCGCUUCUCUUCUCCUCUUCCUCUUCCUCCUCAUCUCCGCCAAAUUCAUCCUCUCUACAGAAACACUAACCAAGAACAAGAAGAAGAAGAAAUCGAACUUGCCCCCUUCGCCAUGGAAGCUCCCUGUCUUGGGGAACCUCCACCAAUUAGGCACCCACCUCCACCGCACCCUCCAAUCCCUCUCGCAGGCCCACGGCCCAGUCUUCCUCCUCCAUCUCGGGUCCGCCCCGACCCUGAUCGUCUCCUCGCCCGAAUCCGCCAAAGAGAUCAUGAAAACCCACGACCUGGCCUUCUCGAAUCGCCCUCACUCCGCCAUCUCCAAUCGCCUGCUCUACAACUACAGGGACCUCUCCCAGGCCCCCUACGGCGACUACUGGCGCCAGAUGAGAAGCCUCUGCGUCAUGCGACUUCUCAGCGCCAAGCGCGUCGAGUCCUUCCGCUGGAUCCGCGAGCAAGAGGCGGCGCUCCUCGUCGACACAAUCGAGGAGCACGCCGUUUCCGCUGCGGGCGCGCCGCUGAAUUUGGGGGAACUGAUUUCGAGGAUUACGAACGACAUCGUUUGCAGGGUGGCGUUGGGGAGGAAGUACGGGGAAGCUGCUGCAGGGGAUGGGGAGAAAGGGAAGGAAUUCAAGCUGCUUCUCGAGGAGUUCGGGGCUGCUUUGGGGGCGGUGAACGUGGCGGAUUUCAUUCCUUGGUUGGGUUGGAUCAACCGGUUCAACGGGUUGAACCGAAAGGUCGAGAAGGUUUUUCGAGAGUUCGAUGAAUUUCUCGACCAAGUUCUGGAGGACCAUAGGUUAACAUCGGUGAUAAAAGAAAAGAGCGAGGAGGAGGGGGAGGAGAAGGAGAAGGAUCUCGUCGAUGUUCUUCUUCAGUUUCAGAGAGAGACUACUGGUUUUGCUGUUGAUCGCGACACCAUCAAAGCCAUCGUCCUGGAUAUGUUUGCGGCAGGAUCGGACACGACAUAUACGGCAUUAGAAUGGACUAUGACGGAGAUACUAAGACACCCGAGGGUGAUGAGAAAGUUGCAGAAAGAGAUUCGCGCAAUUGCCGAGGAAAAAAGAUACGUGAAGGAGGAGGAGAUAAAGCAAAUGGACUACUUGAAAGCAGUUAUCAAAGAGUCGUUCAGAUUGCACCCACCAGUCCCACUCUUGGUGCCAAGGGAAUCGAACCGACAUGUGAAAGUACAAGGGUACGACGUUGUCGAGAAGACGAGAGUGAUCGUGAAUGCGUGGGCGAUUGGGAGGGAUCCGAAGAGGUGGCAAUAUGCCGAGGAGUUUAUGCCGGAGCGAUUCUUGAACAACAAGAUAGAUUUCAAGGGGCAGGAUUUCGAGCUUAUACCGUUCGGGGCAGGGAGGAGAGGGUGCCCCGGGACUAGUUUUGCAACUGCUUCGAUGGAGAUAACGCUGGUCAGCAUGUUGCACAGGUUCGAUUGGUUGAUGCCCGCCGGGGAGGGUGGUUUGGAUGCUGAUGAAGCUCCGGGGCUAACGGUCCAUCGAAAGACGCCCCUACUAGUUGUUCCGACUUUAUACUCCCCAUAGUACGUAGUGGGAUUAUUAGAGUGGUAAUCAGAUUAGUCAAAAAUGUGUUUUUUGUUUCUGCAAAAAUUGUUAUAUGCUACUGUAACGUCCCGAACCUUUUCCCAACGAAGAUAUUGUACGCUUUGGGCCUCUACCCUCACGGUUUUCGACUUGGGGUGCAAUUCAAGGUGACUUCCCAUAAGGUCACCCCAUCCUUGUUGUACUCCACACUAAGCACGUUUAACUUCAGAGUUCUCACAAGAACUCCUCAAUUUCACCCUAAAACGCAUCUUGUCAGUUAAGGUCGGUCUCUUACUUAUGAACCAUGGAUCUCUCCCUUGCUUUGUCGAUGUGGGAUUUGCCUAAGGUGUUAUAGUUACCCUGCAUUUCUAGUCAGUUGGCCUUGGUCUUUUUUUUUUGUAGAAUUAGCAGUUGGACUUGGUCUCAUCGCACUGGUAUAUCUAUUUUGCUAGAGUACUACAAAGAAUACAAAAUGAAUGUUGCGUUUUGACAAUUUUUUUGAAUUUUAUAUGUACUUCUACGAAAAAUCUUUUAUAAGUACAUAUAUAAAUAUGAAGUAAAAAUAAAUUGUAUAAAACUUGUGAAAAAUAUUGAAAUUAAUGUAAUAAAUAAAUUGUAAGUUGUAAUGAAAAAAGAGUAAGCAAUAUAAUGUGCUGACGCGAACAACUCGUAACCCGCUCCACCCAUAAUUCGAUUGAUCUGUAAUCCUAUCAACCUGUAACCUGAUGAACCCGCAACCCAAUUGACCCGUAACCCGACUAACUCACAAUCCAAUUGAACUCGAACACUACUAACCCAUAAUACGAUAAACCCGAAAUCCAACUAUCCGGUAACCUGAUUGAAUCCAAUCCAUACCCGGCCAAACCCGCUCAAUUGAUACCUCUAAAACCAAUUUCGAAGGGUUUGCUAGUUGGUUGGUAGUCUGCCUUGUUUUUUUUUUUCUCACAGUGAAAUCAUCGAUGAGAUAAAUUCUCCCAUUUUAAGUAGGGGUGUUCAAACCGUGUGGUUACCGUGGUAACCGUUUUAACCAGUACUAUUUGGAUAAUUUGGUUUGGUUAAUUUGGAUAAUUGGUUUGGUUUGGUUAAAGUUUUUAGCUUGUUUGGUUUAGAUUGUUUGGUUUGGUUUCAGACACUCCUAACCAGUCAAACCAAAUUAACCAGUUAAGUAAUUAGUCAUAUAUCUAAUAUAUAUUAUAUACACAUACUUAAUACUUUGCAUAAUCACUCAAGAGUUAAACGUUCAUCCCUUUUAGACUCGUAAAAUAUAAAACUCAAUAUUGCUCCUAUAGUGUAUAUUUGUAUAUGUAAAGUGUAGAUCACAACAUAUUGACGCCUAAUUUAGAUAAAUCUCAUACAUUAUGAUGGAUGAAAACUUGAACGGAAAGUCCUUUCCAGCCUAUGAUAUUUGCUAAGAGACUAAGUCAAUUCACACAAACACAACAAUUCAUUAACCCAUACCAUUGUCAUAAAAUUUUGUUAGGUGAAUACUUCUAUACUAAUCGUAAGAUAAUUGUCUUAGUUGCAUGUAUUUAUGUUAAAGGUCAACUAUAACUAUGUGUUGAUUGUUAUGUUUUAUUCAUUAUAUAAAUUGCGAAUUGAUGCAUUAACAGGAAAAUUUUCUCACUUAAUGAUAAUGAAAUUUUAUAUUGGUU
Molecule: messenger RNA, 6242 nt
Organism: Linum trigynum
Lineage: Eukaryota; Viridiplantae; Streptophyta; Magnoliopsida; Malpighiales; Linaceae
Source: the annotation of a GenBank genome assembly